Messenger RNA from Dentiscutata heterogama, 2337 nucleotides. Lineage: Eukaryota; Fungi; Glomeromycota; Glomeromycetes; Diversisporales; Gigasporaceae. The record is from the annotation of a GenBank genome assembly.
AUGGCCAAAUAUGUCAUUAAUACAAUGGCACCACUCCAGGAAGAAAAUUCACAAAAAUUUGAAUACUUAAUACCCACAGUUAAGAGUUCGCCAGAAUCUCAAUCAUCUAAUAUACCGAUUCAAAUAUAUAAAAAAGAGGGCCUACUUUCCAUUAACCAUGCAAACCUCGGACCAUUCUCACCGAGAACGCAAUCCAUGAUCGAUGAACUAGAAAAACAUGUUGAUGAGCUAGCAAAUUCUGAACUAGCAACUUCUGAUGAUCAGAUCUUCAUAUUUGAUUCGCCACAUGAAAUUAAAUCAGACGUUACGUUGGAUUCUACGUCAAUACCGUUAAUAAUUGAUAUUCAAAAAGAUAGUGAAGAUGAUAUCCAGCAAGAUUUGGGCCAAAUAGACCAGAACUCCUUGGCGAAUGAUCCCGGAAGUUAUAACAAUAAAACAUAUUACUCUAAAGAUGAAAAAUCUAAUAAAUGUAAAUGUUCGGAAAAAAUACGAUUAAGUCUUGAAGAAGUUUCAUUUAACCUUAAAAAUGUUAUGUUAGAUCAAGAAAUUAGAGUGCAGGUUGAGGAUGACCAGGCACUAAAUAGCAUAGGUUUAGAUUCACCACGUACGUUUAAGGUUCUUCCAGUGAAUUUUGAUCCAUCACCACGAAUAGAUUCUAAUGUCAAAAAAUCAAUUCGUCUUAUGGUCGGAUUAAUAACUUAUCAUACUAAACCAAGUACAUCUCUUGAAGAACAAUUGAAAAAAUCGUUCCUUUUUCCUUUCAAUUAUCAUUCGUUUGUUUUUGACACAAUGAAAUUGGUUAUUUAUGAGUACGGCUCUUUCUUGAACAAGAAAAAGAAAUAUGGGCGUGUUAUUGUUCAAUUGAGUGCUUUAAAACAGACUAUAAUCGAUCAUAAAGAAUUCGAAGGGAUUUUCCCUAUCAAAGCUAAUGGAUCUUUACUUGAAAUUGGUGCCGUCCAAAUCAACAUAAAAUUUCAUUUUCCUAAUGACCCACCCCUUACUCCCACUCCCUUUAUACAUUCACCUUUGAGUCCUAUUAGUCGUGAUUGCAGUAAACUUGACAAUGAUGACAAUGAUGACAAUAUUGAGACACAUCCUGAUGCAAUAUCUCUUGGUAUACUUGAUACGGUAUUAAGUCAAGAGACUAGAGAUGCAAUUAAAGAAAUUACGGCUCUUUAUCAUACAUUUUUUGGUCAUGGAUGGAGGUUAACAAAAUUAGAAUUUUUGAAAGCAUACAUGCUACUAGAGAAAUAUUAUAAUCAAAAAAACAACCCAGUUACAGAAAACUUGUGUUAUGAUAUUGAUUUGAUAAAAAAUACUCUGCGAUAUUUACAAUUUUCUAUGGCAUCAUAUGGAUCUUUCCUGUUUAAUUGGUUUGGAUAUGGCCCACGAAAUGCUUUUGGGAUAACUUCUGAUCAAAAGAUUAUUCGGAAAUUUUUCAAUCUUGAUAAAAGUGAUAUUAUCUGUUGGGAAUAUGGUCAGAAAGCGGUUUCAGUACCUAAUUAUAUGGUGGUUAGAGACCCAGAGACAAAUUCUAUUAUUAUAUCUAUUCGAGGAACUAUGAACAUUACAGACUUAAUUACUGACGCCCUAGCGCAUUACGAACCCUGGAAUGGUGGUUUUGUUCAUCGUGGAGCGUUCCGCAGUGCGCAGCACCUUAUAAAACAUUCCUUAAAAGAAAUUAGAGAUGCUAUAGUAAAAUAUAAUAUCAAUUCCAUAAAAAUCAUGGGGCACUCAUUAGGAGCCUCCAUUUCAUCUAUUACGACCUUGCUUUUACGAGAGCAUUGUAAAGAUAUGCUUGACCGUGGAGUUGAUAUUCAUGCAUGGAAUUUUGCAACUUUUCCAUGUUGUUCGCUUGAUGUGGCAUCGAAAACCGAUACACUGAAAUGUAUUCAUAAUUUUGUUAAUGAAAAUGAUAUUAUUCCAAGAUUGAGUUACGGAAAUUUAAUGGAUUUUAAAGAAUUGGUUAAAUUUGCUGCUAGUGAAUUAAAAAAUGAUGAAUAUAAAGAGUUGAGAUCAAAACAUAAACUCUCUAAAAUAUUCUCUUCCAUCGAUGAAUAUCGUAAAACUUUAAAAUUAAAUUCAUCUUCCCAAAAACUGUAUAUACCUGGAAAAAUAUAUUAUUUAUAUAAAAGACAUAGUCUUUCUCAUUUGGAAACAUCAUCUUCGCUAUUUCAUAAUAAGGAGGUAGUAUGUGAAGAAUCCAGACCUGAUUUAUUUACAGAUAUUUGUUUGCGCCGGAAUUGGUUGUUUCAUCAUUUUCCAGAUAGAUAUGAUAAAAGACUUAAAGGAGUUAUAAAGUUUUUGACAAAAGAAUCAGUUGAACGUACGCCAUAA